UUUUGCUUUUUUGCAUCAAAAGUGCAUCAUUAAUUAGUGCGUUAUACCAGUGAUAAACCGUGCAAAUAUCAAGCAAAAACAAUGAAUCGCUUCCAAAACAGCGAAACCAACGAAUCGAUUUAGCACCAAGCGAAGAAUAAUGCCGUUUUAAACCAUCCCACUAAUCCCGUUCCCCGUAUAGAUGGAUCUAGCCGAAACGAUGAAGAACGUUUUAGCGAAAGGUAUCCAACAAACGUCCGUUACGGAUCUAUCGUCGGCCAGCAACAUGGGCUUUCCCGGCGCAGGUUAUGUCACCGAGAAGCUGUACAUGUUGCUGCAGCUGUACCUGCAAAACAAAGGCUGGAAUCCCUCCGUGGAGUUGCUGCAAUGCUUCACCGAACUGAAGGAGACCUCCAUGCUGCCCAGCGCCGCCUAUUUACAGAUGAUGGCGUCUCGUGUGACUUUGGAUACACAAGGAAGGUUGAUUUUAAGAGAAAACGGGAAGAUUAUACUGCCUUUUGAGCAUUUUGCUAACGCAGUGAUGCUGAAGCACAUGAACGGACCGCACGGGUUGCAUCUGGGCGUCGAGGCAACAGUUCGAGCCGUUAUGGAUUCGUACACCAUCGGCAGGGAGAAUUUCGGCAUGGAGAAGGAGUUCGUGAUCGAAGUGGUGCAAAAUUGCCCGAACCCCGCUUGCCGAUACUACAAGAGCCAGAUGGAAUUGACGCAAAAAACGCUACAGCACUUGAACGCCGGGUACUUGGGCGACGCCCAAUCGGGCGCCAACGACAUCAGAUCGCGCAAGCACAACUACGCCCUCGACAAGCCCGACAAAGGCAAUUCGAUGGCGUUCAACGGCCCGCCCGGCCUGGGCGGCGUCGAUCUGAGCGGCGCCCAGAGCGCCAUGGAGUCGAAGGCCGGCCAGUCGCUGAUGGACCGACAGAAAUCGGCCGCGCCGCAGCCGACGCAACAGCAAAUCACGGCGGCGCUGAUCCAGCAACAGAACCGCGUCAUCGCCCAGCAGAACAUCGAGAAGCUGAACGCCAAUUUGGAGAAGCAACGCCAGCAAAUGCAGCUGCAACAGCAACUCGACUUGGUGAAGGGCCAGCAACAGCAGCAGCAGCAGCAACAACACCAGCAGAAGCAACACUUCGAAUUGCCGCUGAUGGAGCACAAGAUCACCGAUUUCUUGAGGGCUAACUUGGAGAAUUUGGAAGCGCUUCAUAACGGGGCUUGGACGCCACAAUCGAACUCCUCGUCGUCGACGGAGAAGAAUUUGUCGGAGAAGAACCUUUCCGAUGGGGGUCAAGAGAAGAUCGUGAGGGCGUUCGGCGAAGUGAUGAAGAACAUGGCUAGGAUGAAGACCUACGUGAGACCUGCCAUGUGCAAACCGUACGGGAAACAAUCGGAGGCUUUGCAAAAAACUUUGAUGGAUACCAUUCAGCUGAUACAGUCGUUGAGGAGCUUCUUGCCUCCUCCGCACAUCCAGGUCAGUUCUUGGAAGAACGAAGAUAAGCAUAGAUACGAGGACGUUUAAAAUAUUCGAGUUCGAGAUGAUAUUUUCACCCGACCGGAUUGCAAUUUUGUUUUCUUCUUUUUUUGUUGAAAGUAAGAGUAAGUAAGUGUGUACCUUUGUUCUUUAAGAAUUCCAGGAGGUUUAUAUGGAUUUUGGAAUUUUUGUUGAGAAUCUUCGAGAUUAUUAUUUUAACGUUUCUAUAAUAAGCGUUAGUUAUUUUAGGGUUAUUUAUUGUAAAUUAUUAGUUACACCUCGUUGAUUUUUUUUAUCUCAGAACGGGGUGUAGAGUUAAGUGCAUGUUUGUAUGCAAUAUGGGUGCAACAAGGACCAUUUUUAUUAAUCUCGUAUAAAAGGAAAAAGAAAGAGUGAUAAUGUAGGAGUGAAACUUUCUCACUCUAAUCACUGGUUUUACAUGCUUUCUUUGUUCAGCUCAUAGAAUUGAUCAUAUUGUAAACAAAUUUGCACUUACCUGUUUAAUUAAUUUAUGAUGAAUAAUUCCGCACCUGAUGAUUAUUUUUUGCCUAUAAUACGAUUUACUCUUCGAUUUUUAUUUAAUAUUCAGUGAUACGAAAGAAUGUGUAGCACCUUUUUGCUUUAUUUAUAUUAAUUCGUUAUUUUUUUUAUGAUUUGUAACACGUCUAAAGACUCCGUCAAUAGACUUGUUAUAUGUAACUUAUUUUAUAAGUCUAUAAAUUUAUAAGAGACUGCAAAAACAGCACAGUUCAUAUUAUGAAGCAUCUUUCAAAAAGAUGUAAAUAGAUUAUUAUUUUCUUUCUGUUAGUUCCUCAAAUUUCGUUUGUAAAUUUUACUAAUUUAUUGUGAUUCCCUCGUAGGAGCUAAUGCGUUGACGAUAUUAGACAAAAUUCUAGUCAUUACAAAAAAAGAAUCUCCGAACUGUUUGGAAAUAAAAUACUUUGAAAAGAAAUCGAGUACAAAUCGAAAUGAGACUGUUCGAAAUAAUUUUUUUAUUUUUUUUGCAACAUUUGUCAUGUCCCUCGUAGGAGUUAACGCGUUUGUCGAAUAUACGGGGUGAGUUCGCAAAUUUCGACCUCGAAAACGGACAUUAAAAUUUCUAGUCAUUACGAAAAGAAAGGAGAACCCAAAUUUUUGAGCUGUGAUUUGAUUAUUCGGUUAUUUUUCGUUGGGUCGAUAAU
Messenger RNA from Phyllotreta striolata, 2649 nucleotides. The record is from the annotation of a GenBank genome assembly. Lineage: Eukaryota; Metazoa; Arthropoda; Insecta; Coleoptera; Chrysomelidae.